UGAUUUUUUGCUGUCUUAUGCGCGUAACUGGAAACAGAAAGCCACACUCUGUCCUUUUCCUUUUCUGUUUUGGGGUGACCCAGUACAGUUCCUGCACGUAUAACAAAAGCAAACACCAAAAGCUCGCUUUUUUAUUUUUUGUGAGGAUUGUGCACCCACUGAGUGAGUGGUUCUUUGGAAUUUCUGACCCAAUUUUGCAGCAGAUUGCUUCUUUUCUUUCCUUUGCGAGAUUUUCAUGUUUCUCUUGUCCCAUUGGAAGGUCCAUAAAUUCUCCGUGUGGUGUGAAGUCUUUUUACUUGUUUGAAAAGCGUGUACAGUUUCACACUCUAGUUCUCCUCUUUUCUAAGCAAACCAAUCUUUUUCAUUUGUUUGUGAAGUUUUUUCUCUUCCUCAAAACACCCCUUUCCUGCAAGAUCCCAUUUGCACUUUCUUCUUUCUCACAAAAUCUGAUUCCUGAAUUUUGGUUGGGUUGAGAUUCUGUUGUGGUAACUGGUAAGUGCUUGCUUUAUUCAUCGAUUUGUUCUUCGUUUUGAUAUAUAUGCUAAUGGAUCUUCUUAGUAUUGAUGGAAUUUGGCAAAUAGUUUUUUAUUUAACGAUUGAAAUUUCGUCUAGCUUUCUUAAUUUUCGUGGGUUUUGAAUGAUAAUAUUUUCGCCCUGUGGUUCUCGAAUGAUUGUUAAUCGAAGGGUGGUUGUGCUGUACUUGAUUUCUGUGUUCUGGGUUGGUGAUGGGUUCAAUAAGCAAGGUUUAGAAUGGCAGAAAGUAUGAGGUGUUCUUCAAUGAUAUCUCGUAGUAAAAGCGAUCAAAUAGCAAUGAAGGAGACACUUCGUGCCCAGCAGCAACUUCUGGAAAAGCUAUAUGCUGAGUUGGAUGAGGAAAGAGAAGCUUCAGCUACUGCAACGAGUGAAGCAUUGGACAUGAUACUGCGUUUGCAGGGAGAGAAGGCUGUGGUGAAGAUGGAGGCCAGUCACUACAAGAGAGUGGCAGAAGAGAAGAUAGGCCAUGCUGAGGCCUCUCUCGAGGCUUUUGAGGAACUUAUGUAUCAGAAGGAAAUGUUAAUUGUGUCUCUCGAAUUUCAAGUCCAGGCUUAUAGACACAAACUUAUGAGCUUGGGGUGUGAUCUUAGUACUAAUGAGUUUGAGUUCCAAGAGGAUCUCCUUCUGAAUAGAAGUGAUAAAAGAAAUGGAGAAAAUGGGGGUCAGAGUAGCACUGUUAGAAGGCUACAUUCAAUGCCUGCAAUUCAGUUUCUAAGUUCCCUGAGAGCUGCUACCAGGGAAAGAUCACCUAGUCCAGUUCUUGAUGUGAUUCCUAAGAUAAUAGAGGAGGAGAGUACUGACAAGGAAGUAGCUCAAUCGGGCUUGGAUUUGUCAAGAAAGGCAGUUGAAUGUUCAGGUGGUAGUGGAACUCUUGAUUCUUAUUUGAACCAGAUAAAGGAGUUGAAUGAACAAGUGAAGAUCAUUUCAGAUUGUGCUGAAGGAGAAAAGAGUGCAAAUUUGAGUAGUAGAAGAGGGAGGUCCUAUUCAGUUUUAUCCCAGGCUAGCAUUGAUCAAGUUAGUCAAGGUGAAAGUACACAUAAUGGAGGAGUUGCUAAUGAUUCUCCUUGUUUGCAUAAUGUCUAUGAUGUAUAUGAAGUCCCACAAACUAGUGAAAAGCAUGAGAAAUGGAAUUUGGAUGCAGAGAACAGAUUAAGAAAACCAGAUUCUGAAUAUCAGGGAAUGGUUGAAAAACCUGUUAAACUUGGCGCAGCAGAAAAGAGAAAGAGUAUGUUUAAAGUGUAUAGUGAAAUAAAAACUCCUUUUCCUACACUUAUGAUGACAGGCAAUGACCAUAAAAAAGAAGGGAUGAAUGAAGUUUACAAUUCUCAAGCUGAGUUUCGUAAGCUGAAUCAGAGAAUUGAGAGGCUUGAGAAGGAGAGAAUUACUGCAAAGCAAGAGAUUACCCGUGAAGGGAAUGAUGAAGAACAGUUGAGACUGUUAAAGGACAUACAAAGUCAACUCCAAUCAAUACAAUCAGAGAUGAGAGACUUGAAAUCCAAAAAAGCUGCUCCUAAGGACAACCUGUCUUUGGCUUCUCUCCAAGAGGCAAUGUUGCACUUUUGGCUUUGAUGAAGUACCUGCAGAAUGACCAUCUUACAAAAUCAAUCAACUCACUGCAUUACAUGUACAUACGGUUUGUAUACACAAUUUUGCUUUUUGGGUAAUGAAGUUCUUACAAAAAGAUAGAAUUAUGUAUUCAUUUUGAUAAUGGUUUCUGUACAUAAGGACAGACAUAUCCUUACAAAGAUACAGCUGAUCGAGUUCUUGAGAUCUGACACUCAAAUCAGUUUUAUGGUAUUUUAGUAGACUUUUAUCUCAAUAGACCUAGAUUAACUGGGUCCAUUAUUUCUUAAUACCUAAUUGCCAUUAUUUUUCAUAGCUUUUUAUCGAUUGAGAUAAUCUUGUUUAGGCAAAUAAACCUAAAUGAAAUCUAUUAAUAGAUUGGGGUUUUGGCAAUCAUAAACUCACUACAGUGACGGUAUGAAACACUGUUAUAUGGAAGUGGAUGUAAAUGAAUGCCCUCAAUUACUCUUGUUGGUUUAUUUUAUUAACGAUGUGGGAUUUCUCUCUUCAGUUUCACCCUUUAGUUGAAUAUUAACCAGUUUUAUCAUGAUAGUUAAUUCAGUUUUUGAAAGACUUUUAAUUCCGGAAUAAGUGAAAAAUCCUCAUGUUAUUAUAAUAUAGAGCUCUUCUCCCUCACCUACACCCCUCACUUUCUCAUUUUUUUUUCUCAUUUUCGAAUUCAGCCUCCCCAUAUCUUUUCUUUUUCAUUUUUCAUCCGUUUUCACUUUUUUUUCUCGUUGAGUGAGAAAGGGAGGAGGAAGGAGGCGCACGAGAGAUAAAAUGAAAACCACAAGUGAAAAAUUAAAGAGAAGAACUGUUGGAGAAAUAAAAUUGAAAGUGAGAAAGAGAAUAAAAAAGUGAAGGAGUACAGGGUUUCUUCUAACCUUCGAGAGAAUCUUUUCAGUAAAAAAAAAAAUUAAUGUGUCAUAUUCU
Messenger RNA from Vigna radiata var. radiata (mung bean), 3030 nucleotides. RefSeq lists its product as uncharacterized. The transcript is spliced from 2 exons. The record is from RefSeq and is a predicted model, not a curated record. Lineage: Eukaryota; Viridiplantae; Streptophyta; Magnoliopsida; Fabales; Fabaceae. The coding region runs from base 751 to 2103 and encodes 450 amino acids.